Molecule: messenger RNA, 2027 nt
Organism: Patella vulgata (common limpet)
Lineage: Eukaryota; Metazoa; Mollusca; Gastropoda; Patellidae
Product: pre-mRNA-splicing factor 18
Exons: 10
Coding region: 78-1094 (338 amino acids)
Biological process (GO): generation of catalytic spliceosome for second transesterification step; RNA splicing
Cellular component (GO): U4/U6 x U5 tri-snRNP complex; U2-type post-spliceosomal complex; U5 snRNP
Source: RefSeq, a predicted model, not a curated record
AGUUAAAUUCAUAGUGACUUCCGGUUGUAGACGAUUAUUUAUUAUUAUUUGCAGUUUUCACGAAUUUCUGAAGAAAAAUGGAUAUUUUGAUGGCAGAAAUAGAGAGGAAGAGGCGGCAAAUAACAGAUAGCAAUGUAUUGGCACCAGAUAAAAAGUAUUUUAAAAGAGGAGAUUUAGCAGCUAAGCAAGCAGAAGAUUAUUGGAGAAAACAUGGUCGACUUCAAGCUGACAGUGAGAAUACGAAAGAAAAUGGUGAAAGUUCUACAAAUGAAACAGAUAAUACUCAAGAAGAAAAACAAGCAAUAUUACCAAGAAAGGAGGUUAUUCGUAAGUUACGAGAGAGAAAUGAACCAAUCAGACUUUUUGGAGAAGAAGAUUUUGAUUCUUAUCAACGACUAAAAAAACUGGAAGUUCAAGAACCAGACAUUAAUAAGGACCAUGGAUAUGAUAAUGAUUUUAAGACAGCUAUGGAUAAAGUAGAUGAAGAAUAUUUGGUGGAGAUUAUGAAAGGUGAAGGAAGUUUACCAUCUAAUGAUGUAUCUGUUAAAGAUGAUGGUACUUCUAAAGAUGAUAUUGACACUUUAAGAAGUGAAAUUGGUAAAGGCGACCCUAAGAAAGAUCAAGAAGUAAUGUUAAGAUUCUACAGGCUUAUAUUAAAAUUAUGGGGAGAACAAUUAAACAAGAGAGAAGAAAGUUUAAAAAGAACAAACAAAGGAAAAAUGCAGAGUGCUGUCCAUACACAAACAGUUGCUUACUUGAAACCUUUAUUUAGAAAAUUAAAAAAUGGAGUUGUAGAUGAAGAUAUAUUAGAUAGUUUGGUGUUUAUAACAGAACAUGUGAUGGAUAAAGAUUAUAUAAAGGCUAAUGAUCGUUAUUUAGAAAUGGCUAUAGGAAAUGCACCAUGGCCUAUUGGUGUUACUAUGGUUGGUAUCCAUGCACGUACAGGUAGAGAAAAGAUUUCAUCAAGAUAUGUGGCUCAUGUUCUAAAUGAUGAAACACAAAGAAAAUAUAUUCAGGCUAUCAAGAGGUUGAUGACUCAAGCACAGGAAUUAUUUCCUACAGAUCCUUCUAAAUGUUUUAAUUAUAAAUCCUGAGAAAAUUGUGGUGAAUAGUCGAUCUUAUGAUCAGAAGUAAACAAUUAAUUUGUCAUAUUAUGGUGAACAGUUGAUCUUAUGGUCAGAAAUAAACAGUUAAUUUGUCAUGUGCAAUGGAUUGAAAAUCACAUGGAUGCGAUUUGGUUCUUUUUGGAUUUGUUGUGAACAUAAGAAAGAGACAUAAAAUCCAUUGAGUUUGUAGUAAUCUCAAGAAAACGAUCUGUGAGAAUGUUUUCGUUCAGGAAUGUCCUUUCAAGAUUAAUGGUGAAAUAUUGAAAUAUAUGGUUAUUUACUAUAUGGACAAAAAAUUAUAUCUUAAUAACUGGUCAGUUUAAGUUUACAAAGUAUUUUUAAUGUAUGGUAAAAAUUUCAAUAUUUCUGAGUUUGAGGAUUCAUCUGAAUUUUUUCUCACUAAUUAUAUUGGAAUACAAGACUAUAUCAGGGGGCGUGGUGAUCCAUGAUUUUGCAAGAGGAACAUGAAUCUGUCCUGCCCCCCCCCCCCAAAUAAAACAAACAAUAAUUAUAUGUGUGUGCAGGGAGAGGGAGUGGGAUAGCAGCCCUUCCUAGUGCCACUGAGUAAUAUUGGGCUGUGUGGAACAUGCUAGAGUCGAUGUUAAGCAUUAUGAUUAUGAUUAUAAUUUUAAAAAAAUUAUUGAAACCACAUGAUUUUUUGACAUUUGCGAGGGGGCGCAAAAACUCAAAACCAUGACACAGAGCUCGUCAUUGUGUCCCUCUCACUUAGCCCCUGAUAUGUAUGCAAUAGAUAUAAAGAAAGUGUGCUGCAGAAUCGUAAAUUAUACAUGUAAUUAAAUACUGAAUUGGUAUUGUUAUAUAAAGAAUUACAAUAAUUGUUCUGAUAAUGAUGUAUAUUUAUAUUUUGAUUAACAUGAUUCAUGUAAUUUUUGUAAAUAAAACUGAAUAUACUGAACUGUU